AUGCAGAUUUUGUUAGUCCUAUUGUUGACAGUGAAGGUAAUUAAAAUAUAAUUAUUGUGAGGUUGGCAAUUUUGAGAUGGGAGUAAUUUUUAAAUCACAAAUUGUGGAGGAUCUCUUGUCUUAGGUGGUUAUUAAGGAUUUAAUGAUCAAACUGUUAUUUUUAAAACAUUUGAGCUGCCUUCGCAUUAUUAAAUUAUUAUCAGAUUUGCAUUUUGGAGGUUGCUAUAAAAAUUUAAUUUUCUAAUAGGAUUGA
This is a messenger RNA of Paramecium sonneborni, 253 nucleotides long. NCBI's taxonomy places the organism in Eukaryota, Ciliophora, Oligohymenophorea, Peniculida, Parameciidae. The record is from the annotation of a GenBank genome assembly.